Molecule: messenger RNA, 1797 nt
Organism: Kalmanozyma brasiliensis GHG001
Lineage: Eukaryota; Fungi; Basidiomycota; Ustilaginomycetes; Ustilaginales
Product: Transcription regulator HTH, APSES-type DNA-binding domain protein
Exons: 1
Coding region: 1-1797 (598 amino acids)
Biological process (GO): positive regulation of transcription by RNA polymerase II
Cellular component (GO): nucleus
Molecular function (GO): DNA-binding transcription factor activity; sequence-specific DNA binding
Source: RefSeq, a predicted model, not a curated record
AUGUCAACCGCUUCUCCCCUCCACCACGGACACAGCAAUGGCAGCUACGCCAACUCGCCCGCUCCUGCCGGCGUGACCGGCAGAGACGCUGGCGUCACCGCAGCUGCCGUCGCUGACUCGGCCGUUCGAUCCGGCUCGGUGCCUGCGUCCGCUUCUGGCAGCGCUCCCGGCUCCGCCUCCGGCUCCCUGUACGGCGAAGGUCACGCCCACCACGCUGCUCACCACCACCACUCGGGUCACCACGCCCAUUCACAUGGAACGCUGGCCAGCCCGGGGGUCAAUGGUGGACACAGCUCUAGCUGGUCUCCUUACGGCUACCCCUCGGCUCCCGUUUACGGUGGCAGCCCCAGCCCUUACGGCCACAAUGCCUACUCACAGUACGCUAGCGGCUACGGCUAUGCCAACGGCGCGACUCACCACGUCGCCACUGCUCCCACCACGCCUUCUGCCACCGGUACCACCUACCAUGCUGGCGUCAACGGCAUGAUGAUGCACCACGGACAGCACGCUGGCUACGGCUACGGCAGCCACCACCUCGGAUCGCACACUCCUACUCACACUCACAGCCACUCGUCCGCCUACUUUAUGAACGGCGACGGCUCUCACAGCCACCUCAAUGGCUCGACGCACCUCUCCUCGCCCUCGUACGCAUCUGCGCCCCAAUACUCGACCCAGCUGCCCCUUGCUGGCCGACACCGCGUCACCACCACGCUCUGGGAAGACGAAGGCACGCUCUGCUUCCAGGUCGACGCUCGUGGCGUCUGCGUGGCCCGCAGACACGACAACAACAUGAUCAACGGCACCAAGCUGCUCAAUGUCUGCGGCAUGUCGCGUGGCAAGCGUGACGGUAUCCUCAAAAACGAAAAGGAGCGCAUCGUGGUCAAGGUUGGCGCUAUGCACCUUAAGGGUGUCUGGAUCUCGUUCGCGCGUGCCAAGCAGCUGGCAGAGCAGAACGGCAUCGCCGACGCGCUCUACCCGCUGUUUGAGCCUAACAUCCAGUCGUUCCUCUACCACCCGGACAACUACCCCAGGACUGCGGCUGUCAUUGCUGCCGCUCAAGAGCGACAGGCUCAGCGCCAACGCGCUCCUGGCAUGCCAAGCCCCGGUGCCAACGGCACUUCGCAAGCACCUCCCCUCAUGCGUGCCAACACCACCCCUUCCAACGCUGACACUUCGGGGUUUGGUAGUGGGUUGAGCAGCAGCACCAGCUGGGCCGGCUCCCACGACCAGGGGCACACUUCUGCCCCGACCACCACGCAGCCUUCGCCCUCUUCCAUGCACAACGGCACAACCAUGCACAUGAGCCUUUCGGGCCACGGUACUUCGUCGCCCACGUACUCAUCGCAGCAGCAGUACCCCAUGACGGCCGCGCAACAGCUUGCUCGUCCACCCGCCGGCGAUCGACGUCAAUCGGCUCCCAUCACGCUCAACGGUGUCAACCACGCCGGUCACGCAGACUACAGCGCUACCAACAUGGCGGCUGCCAACGGCGGUCUGGUCAACGGAGCUCGCAAGGUGUCUGGCUUGAAGCGCUCCUGGAACGAUGCCGAGGACCUCAACGGUUCUGCUACGGCCUCGCCCUCGGAACGCGACAUGCAGCGAAGUGGCAGCGGUGGCUCGAAUGGCUACAAGUUUGAGGGCGACGAAUCGCACAGCCCCGACACCUCGGAUGACCGUUCGGCCAAGAGGAACAAAGGCAUGCCUCAGCGCGGUGGCGCUGCUGCUGGUACCAUGCCUGCCAUGUCGAACGGCAUGCUCAUGGGCGUCGGCAACGGCAACGGCAUUCACCACGAGUGA